AUGUCCAGAACAGACGACUCCUCGUUCUACCUGUACGGCAUCGGCGAAAACCCCGCGGCGCUGACGCUAGGAAGCUUGGUAUUGGAGCAAUACUGGCAACCCCUCAUUGCGCGCCACUAUACCCAUGCCGUACUAAAAGAAGAAGACUUGGCUGAGAAUGCAUACUCGAGCACCGUCAAAAACUGCGUGUUUUACGGCCGCACCAGCAUUUCCCCGAAUGUUGGGCUGAGUGGAUUCGACAUAAUCGAUUUGCGACUGGCAUGGCGAAAGGACAAUGAGAGGGUUAUCAUGGCCAAAUCAGGGCAGAGGAUAAUCUUGAAAGACCCCGAAUCAUUCCUCCACAACCACGUCCUAACCAACCCACAAGCCCAAUCUGUUCUCAAACUAUGGCUCUCGUCCGCACGUAGCCAGUACCUAACACAGUUCAAAUGGGCACGACGCCCGAAAAUCUGGUUUCUGACGGGGCUAUACCUUCUCGAAGGCACGCGCGCUGUCGUUCGGAAAGCAACAUCAUCCAAAAUAGAAGUCGGCCUGAGUUCCGCCUUUGUAAGCGCACUCAGUGCUGGAAGCGUUCCCAUCGGGGCGUCUAUAUCUACUGGAAAGGGGGAGGAAGAGUGGCAGCUGCAGAUGGAAAUGGAAGAUGGCCAUGUCUGGGCGGCACAGUAUCGUCUUCUCGACGCAAAGUAUCUAUUGGCUAAAAACAGCGGGCUACCGGAAGAUGGGGAAGAAAGUCGAGGGAAGAUGAAAAUGUCGUUGUACAAGGAUAUUCUAAGUGUCAAUACAAGAAGAGGCGCGGCGGAAGACGGUGCAGAGGUCGGGCUGUCUCCGGAAACAGACACGGACAAGGAAGAUGAAGCGCAGCAAGAAGAAGAGAAGGCAUACGAAGAGUAUAUGCAGAAACUCGAAGAUACUAUCCGCAUCUUCGAGAAGGCGCCACCACGGGUACUGAACAGCUAG
Molecule: messenger RNA, 957 nt
Organism: Talaromyces rugulosus
Lineage: Eukaryota; Fungi; Ascomycota; Eurotiomycetes; Eurotiales; Trichocomaceae
Exons: 3
Coding region: 1-957 (318 amino acids)
Source: RefSeq, a predicted model, not a curated record